AUGGCUGACGAGGAGGAGCGCGUCAAGGCUGAGAAGCUGGCUGCCGCCAGGAAAAGGGUAGCCCAGCUCCAGAAGCAAAAGAAGAAAGCGAACAAGAAGGCCGCUUCCACAACAGACGCAACCAAAGAUGCCGAGGAAUCGAAGGAGUCUGAACCUACGGAAGACCCUACCGCUGCCGUCGAGACUGCCCCUCCAGCUGACGGCCCCGCCGAAGAGAAGCUGCAAGACGAGACGUCCGCAGAGACGACGAGUCUAGAGCAACCGGCCGAGCAAGAAUCACAAGAACAGCCUGCUGAGCCUGCCGAACCUAUUGAGUCUCCUGUCGAGCCUAUGCCCCCUGCCCCGACCUCGCCUGAUCCAGAGGCGGAUCCGCAACCCGCGCGUCUGGAUACCCCUCGAGCCAGCCAUGGCCGCCAGCCCUCCUUAUCGAUCCAAUCGAAGAUGCGCUCAUCAUCAUUCCGCAAAACUUCCGUCUCGCAGGGUAGUGCUCCUCCGUCUGCGUCGUCCCUUAAAUCCCCGCCGCAGUCACUACCGCCCCUAACAGGGGACGGAGAGUCCGUCCAUGAGGUGUUCCGGAAGCAAUCAACCAAGAUCGAGGAGCUAGAGAAGGAUAACAAGCGCCUGGAAAAAGAGCUUUCCGAGGCGACGACCCGGUGGCGCAAGACCGAAGACCAAUUAGAGGAUCUGCGCGAGGCGAGUGUAGAUGGCGCGGAAUUAAGGGAACAGUUGAAGAAGGCUGAGGAGAAGGCAGCAAGCCUUGAGUCAUUGAAAGAGGAGGUUGCCUCACUGCAACGCCAAAACUCUCAGCUGAAGUCUCACUCUCACCGCAAUAAUGCUAACGCUUCUACACCGGGGAUGUCGGAAUCACCGCCUGCGGAUUUGGUACGUCAAUUAGAAUCCAAAUCAGCUACUAUUGAAGCUAUGGAAUUGGAGAUCUCCAAUUUGCGCGCCCAGGUCACGUCGCAAACUUCCUCGAGCAGCGCGCACGAGACCCAAGUCGCCGCAUUGGAGGAAAAGGUCUCACAGAGCCAGUCCGCUCUCGAGCGAUCCCAGCGUGAACUGAGCGACGCUAAACAAGCACUUACCCGAGCAUCGGAGAAGGCCGUCAAAGAAGGCGUGGACAAGACCUCCACCGACUCUCUGAUCAAGUCACUGCGGCGCGAGGUCGAGGAGGCCAAGAAUGAAAAGGGUGAGGCAGAAAAGAAGAUUGAGACUUUGGACAAGAAACUCCAGGCUCUGGGUAAUCUCCACAAAGAAUCCGAGACUCGGCACAACGUCCGGCUCCGCGAGAGCGAGAAGUCAGAGAAGGAGACAGCCAUACUUCGGAAAAAGAUAGCCAGCAUAGAGACCGAGAACCUCCGCCUGCGCGAGGAAUGCGAUCGCAUUCGCAAGCGUGAUGCUGGCGGCGUGGAUGAUGACGCCCUCGACGAGCUCGAAGACGAGGAGCGACAGCGCCUCGAGCGCCGCAUCCGCGAUCUUGAAGGUGAGGUGUUUGAUCUGCGCCGCGGCGUCUGGCAAGAAAAGCGCCAUGAACUGGCUGGCCAGGACUUCGCGGACGAUGGUGCCGAUGCCGCGGGCGACGCCGCGGCUAAUGCUUUCGACGACGUCGACCUAGUUGGCGGCCGCCCGGAUCACUCUCGCCGCCGAAGUAUGGCACAGCAGCAACACUCGUCCUUCUCGACAGUGUUGUCAAGCGGCUUCGCGGCGUUCACAGGGACCGGAAACCGCUCGCGCGCUGGCUCGUCGAACCCACCACACCCCCAUGCCCCUGCGGCCCGGGGCAGCCUCGAACUCUUGUCCGAGGAGAACUUGGAGGACGAAUUUGACGAGGCGGAAUUUGCGCGUGCCCAAGCGGAAGAAGAAGCUCGGAAGCGGGUCGAGUGGAUGCGUGAUAUCAAGCGAAAACUGCGGGACUGGAACGGCUGGCGCUUGGAUCUGGUUGACAGUCGGGCUGGAGCGGAGGGGCCUGGAUUGGCUCUGGGUCAAAUCUUUGAGGUUUGA
This is a messenger RNA of Penicillium macrosclerotiorum, 2001 nucleotides long. RefSeq lists its product as uncharacterized. The transcript is spliced from 3 exons. Lineage: Eukaryota; Fungi; Ascomycota; Eurotiomycetes; Eurotiales; Aspergillaceae. The record is from RefSeq and is a predicted model, not a curated record. The coding region runs from base 1 to 2001 and encodes 666 amino acids.